AUGGCAUUGUUAGCUAGAGAACGUGUUCGAGCUGAGUUCCAGGACUGGGAAAAAAAGGAAGAGGAGUUCCAUUUUGAUCAAAGCAAAGUUAGGUCAGAAAUUAGAUUGCGUGAAGGGCGUGCCAGGCCAAUCGAUGUCCUAACCAAGCACCUCAAUGGUUCUGAUGAUUUGGAUAUAGAAAUAAAUGAACCAUACAUGGUCUUUAAGGGUUUGACUGUUAAAGAAAUGAGUGAACUUCGUGAUGACAUCAAAAUGCAUCUGGAUCUUGACAGGGCAACACCAACCCAUGUCGAAUACUGGGAGGCUCUCCUCGUGGUAUGUGAUUGGGAACUUGCUGAAUCUCGGAAAAAGGAUGCAAUUGAUCGAGCUAGGGUACGUGGAGAAGAACCUCCUGCUGAGCUGCUUGCUGAACAAAGGGGUUUGCAUUCCAGUGUUGAGCCAGAUGUGAAGGACCUUUUACAUGGAAAGACACGUACAGAGUUCGAAGCCUUACAGGUUCACAUUGAGUCAGAGAUACGUACCGGUACAGCAAAGGUGGUUGAGUACUGGGAAGCCAUUUUAAAACACCUCCACAUAUACAAGGCCAAGGCUUGUUUAAAGGAAAUCCAUGCUAGAAUGUUGCGUAAGCAUUUGGAACGUCUUGAGCAACCAUUGGAGGAUGAAGAUGAACCGGAGAGUGCUCAUGACAUGAUACCUGAUGAGGCAUAUAUUGAGGAUGAUGCUAAAGUCCGUUCUGCAGAUGAGUCAUUUUCACCAGAGCCCAUUAGAGAGAAUCAAGAAGCUGAAGACGAGGCUGGAUCAUUUUCGCCACAACUGUUACAUGAUGAUGAAAAUGAAGAAGCUAUUGAUCUGAAGAGGACAGAGCUAUACUGGAGCGGAAACGUAUGGCUGUAA
This is a messenger RNA of Lathyrus sativus (Indian pea), 894 nucleotides long. The record is from the annotation of a GenBank genome assembly. NCBI's taxonomy places the organism in Eukaryota, Viridiplantae, Streptophyta, Magnoliopsida, Fabales, Fabaceae.